GGUUGGCGCCAUCUUGCAUUGCAGCAGUUUCCUGCAGCUUGGUCAAAAUCAGUGGCUGUCAUUUUUCGCAGCAGAGCAGAAAAUCUGGAAAAUAUGGAGCCUUCCAAGGAAAAUGGGGAUGUGCCGAAGAGUGAGGAGAUCACGAAGAGGUCAAUCCGUGUCCAAGUAUGGAAGAAGCUCCUCGAGCAGAAAGCCGCAACUCAUACCAACUACGUCUACAAUCGCAUCACGAACUUCGUGGGGGCCGAGAAGGCCGCCGCCCUUCUUGCGGACACGCAGGAGUUCAAGAAUGCCCAAAGAAUCAAGAUCAACACGGACAAGCCGCAGGAGCCCAUCAAGCUGCUGGCUCUGGGCGCCGGGAAGCCCCUGUUCGUCUCCCCAGUGCGCGACUCCACGGCCCUCCUGGCCAAGCUCGAGGCUCCGGCCGAUGCCGAUCUGGCCGUGCAGAAGCAGCUCAUUCGUCCGCAGGUGCUGCGCGAGAAGGGCGAGGAGAUCAAUCACGACACGGACCUGAAGCUGGACAUGAUUGUUAUCGGCUCCGUGGCGGUGGACAGAGAAGGUCGCCGAAUUGGCAAGGGAAAUGGCUACGUGGAUCUGGACUUUGCUCUUCUCGUGCACUGCGGAGUUAUCACCAAUGACACCCUGAUCGUGACAACGGUCCACGACGCUCAGGUCUCCGACAGCUUACCGGCUGAUCUCUUCAAAAGCUACGACGUACCUGUGGAUAUGAUCGUGACGCCCACGGAGGUGAUCCGCGUGGCGAAGCGCCUUCCGCGUCCGCAGGGCAUCGAGUGGCCGCUGCUCUCGCAGCGUCGCCUCGGCAUCGUGCCCGUGCUCAAGGUGCUCAAGGAGAAGGAAGAGGCAGCCAACAAGGCGAUCGAGUUGAAGGCCGAGGACACGGAUGUGGAGUCAAAUCGCAAGCCGCGUCAGAAUCGAAAUAAGCGCUUCAUGAAGCGCCAGCGCAAGCCUCGCGCGGAGAACAAUGGUGAAAAUAACUUAUCCAUUGACUUGCAGGAAAACCAACGAACCCGACGCCCACGCAGGAAAUUCCCUCGACGUCGCAGCGAGAGAGACAAUCAGAAUGGCCAGGAGAAUCCAUCAGAGAAGCCGCCUGGUGAUCGUCGUCGUGGUACAGAUCAUAGCAAUAACAUUUGUAUCAAAGUUACAAACAUCUCCAAGAACGUUCGCGUGAAGGACAUCAAGGCGGAGAUCCGACAACGUGGCUGCAAUCCGCACUUCAUCUCCUGGAAGAGCGGACGAUGCUUCUUGUAUUUCCACAAGCCGGCCACUGAUCUGGAGCAGGCCACCAACGAUCUUCUGAACUCGCUGGCCGACCUGAAGGUGCGCGUGCAGAACGAGGAUCAGAUGGAGGAGGUGGAGUUGCGUGUUGAGAUUAUGAAGUCGCAGGAGCGCAAUAACAAAAACGAUUUAAAUAGAAUUGAAACCACUGACGUCACCGCAGUGUAAAUCAAUUUUCAUUGAAACUAACUAAAAAGAAGCAGAGGUGAGUUAUUGACGAAGGGAGUCGCGAGAGAUGUGACAAUGAUUUAAGUGAAAUUUGGAAAGAAGCACUAAGAAAAGGGAGGUUUAUUAUAAUGAGCAUCUCAAGCGAAGAGAGAGUAUAUUUGAAUUUUUGCGGUAAAUUGAAGUAUAGAGAAAAAAAAUGAGAUGAAUUGAACAAAUGAUUAGAGAAGAAUUUUAGACAAAAAAAAGAAGAAAAGAGUGCGAUUUUGAAGAAGCCUCAUGAAAAAUUUAUGUUUUUUGCUACAUAUUAUUGAAAAAUCAAGGAACAUUUUGAUUGUUUUCAACUGAGUUUUUUUUAUGAUGGCAAAAGAAAAUCAUAAAAAUAGAAAAAAAACUACAAAAAAAAGAGUUUGCAAUUCAAAGAUUUUCAUACCAAUAAUGAAUUUUUCUGUUUUUUUUUCCUUUUUUUUGUACCAUAAAAUAUAACCAUAAUUUGAGUAUUCUUUUGAAGUAAAGCGAUGAGAAUUCACCUGUUUAAAUUUCUGACAAGUUAAUACGAUAGAAUACGAUUUUGAUGGCUAAUGGAAGAAAAGAGAGAGAGAAACGUAAUGAAGUAAUAUUUAAUAAUAUUAACCCAUUAACAAAAAAUUGAGAUCAAUAAUGAAAAAAAGAAAAUUAUCGUAUAAGAACUUUUAAUUGUAAUAAUACGUAUAAUUGAAAAGAAUGAAGAGAUAUUUCAAUGUUUUUUUUUCUUAUUUAGCAACUUCACUCAGAUGAUUUUGUAUUUUUUUUUUUCAUAUCGAUUCGACAUUUAUUUAACAUUUGUCUUGAUUACAAUUGGAUAAACUAAAGAAAUGAAUCACAAUAAAAUAUUUAUGUUAAAUAAUAAUUGAUAAUUUUCUUGUGUUAACAUAGUUUUAUAUGGAGUUUACUGCUGGGAAUAAAUUGACAAGUAAAAAAAAGAGAAAAUCGUAGAGAUUUCGCUAAAAAAAAAGAGCGGGAGAAAACUAAGAUGUGAAAAGAAUUUAAGCUCAUGAAUUAUUGAAACGUGCAGAAAAGAAUCGCGCAGUGAUUUUAUCCUCUAUUUUUAACUAUCAUUGUACAACUAAAUAUUUAUUUAAAUUUUUCUAUAUGCAUUCUCGCUCUUCAUUUAAUCAUCCUCACUGCUUGACUUGAUUCAGUGAGUGAAUUAUGUUUUCUCCCGCUGAACUUUUCACUUGUUGUGCAUUAAAUAUCUCUUGAAGAACUUUUAAUGGAAGUUUUGCAACGUAUUUCGCGUCAGAGAAGUUUUAUUUUGGACGUUUUUCAUUGAUAUUUCUUCACUUUUCUAAUACAGUUCAGUGAAAUAUUGAGUCGUAGCAAGUUUUGUAUAACAUUUAAGAACCAUGAAUUAGAUUUUUAGUCCCUUUUAUCAAUCUGAAAUUUCCCACUGGGUUUUAGUGAAGAGGAAAACAAACUGUUUAACCUUUCUGGAAUGUUGUGUCAAAGCAAAUUGAGAAUAAAAAAUUUGCCGUAUUUGAGAAAUCCUUUAUACAUCUUUAAAUCAUAGUGAAAAGAUGCUUUACAACCCUUUGAAUUUAUGAUGAAAAAAAAACUUGAAAUUCAAAACUGAUUAAAUAAAAUACAAGACUGUUAUGGGCUCGGAUAAUUUUAUCGAGAGAAAGAGAGGAGAAAUUAUAAAGAGAAGUAUAAUAAAAAAAAUUGAGAAGAAUAUUGAGUAAAUGAAAAUUGCAUUAAAUAUGUUGCAUAAAGAUUGAAUAAAGAAAAAAAAACAGAAGUAAAUGAUUGAAAACGAUAAAAAGAUUUAAGAAGUAAAAGAAGAAAAAUUACAAGGACUUUUUCUAUAUUGAUUGAAAUAAUAUAACGUAUAUAUUUUUUCAUGAUGCUGAAAGAUAUUGAAUUAAUAAAUGUACUUUAAUUAUAUAUAAAAAUAACUAUAGAUAUGUAAAGAGAUGAUAAAAAAACAGAAAACAAAUAA
Phlebotomus argentipes is the source of this 3442-nucleotide messenger RNA. RefSeq names its product methenyltetrahydrofolate synthase domain-containing protein (gene lost). The record is from RefSeq and is a predicted model, not a curated record. The transcript has 9 exons. Gene Ontology annotation, cellular component: cytoplasm. NCBI's taxonomy places the organism in Eukaryota, Metazoa, Arthropoda, Insecta, Diptera, Psychodidae. Bases 94 to 1467 code for a protein of 457 amino acids.